AUGGGACGUCUAAAUGAUGAAUUUAAUUUUUGGUGGAUUAAAUCUAAUAGUAGAAGAGAAUGUUUAUCUACAACACAAUCAAGACAAUCAACAACAACUGAUCCCCAACUUUUUAAAAGUAAUUCAGGCAGAGAAAGAGAAAAAUCAGAUUCAUUUCGGACCAGUCCAAGGGCAUCAUCUUCUCGUUACGAAAGAUAUUCUUCAGCAUCACAAUUGGCAAAAACUUUUGAAAACAACCCUUUCACAUAUAUAAACAGUUCAAAAGUAUUUAAUGGUGAAACACCUACUAGAUUAUCUUUUGAAGAAAAUAAAGACCAACAAACAAAAGAAAAUACGGAAUUUGUAAAUAAUUUAGAAACGAGGACAUGGCCACCUAAAGUUAUAAAAGUACUUUAUUUAAUUAGUGGGGAAUUGAGGGAAGAGAAAAAAGGUCAAAGAAAUUCUCAAAAAAAUCAAAUCAAAUCUACAACUGAGAACGAAAGGAAAAAACAAAUAGAGAAAAUAAACAAAUAG
Messenger RNA from Meloidogyne enterolobii, 513 nucleotides. NCBI's taxonomy places the organism in Eukaryota, Metazoa, Nematoda, Chromadorea, Rhabditida, Meloidogynidae. The record is from the annotation of a GenBank genome assembly.